This is a messenger RNA of Aspergillus melleus, 1521 nucleotides long. RefSeq names its product FAD-dependent oxidoreductase. The record is from RefSeq and is a predicted model, not a curated record. NCBI's taxonomy places the organism in Eukaryota, Fungi, Ascomycota, Eurotiomycetes, Eurotiales, Aspergillaceae. Gene Ontology annotation, molecular function: monooxygenase activity; FAD binding. The transcript is spliced from 3 exons. The coding region runs from base 1 to 1521 and encodes 506 amino acids.
AUGAAGAUAGCUAUCAUCGGCGGCGGCAUAUCCGGCUGCACCACCUACCUUUCACUGAAAAAGCACCUCCCUGCAGCAUGUAUCCACAGCAUAACAAUCUACGAAGCGUAUUCUACGCCUCAUUCUCCCGAUCCCCCAUCCACCACCAACUCCAAUGACGCAGAGAAUACAACGGCCACUAAAACGCCAAUAAUCGGCGGCGGACUCGGCCUCGCGCCUAACGGUCUGCGCGUUCUCUCUCGUCUUGAUCCAUCCCAGUCACUGAUCCAGGAUAUCGUACGAUCCGGUUACGCCAUCUCAACCAUGUCUUUGAAGACGAAGAGCGGGAGGGUAUUAGCAGAUUUAGACUCAAACUCUGAUGCUGGACCUAUCCCGGAGGUCUUUCUCUCCCAAUCCGAUUCACACGAGGAGAGCCAUGACGGUAGUAUUGGAAUGAAAAUGAAUAUGAUAGCCAGUAGUCGACACGGGCUCUGGGGAUGUUUGCGGGACAGAGUUCCAGACGAAGAUGUUGUUACGAAGAGGGUGGAGGAUGUGAUUCCGAGACCUGACGGGUUGAACAUCUUUCAGUUUGAGGAUGGUGGAGAGGUAGAGGUUGAUUUGGUGAUUGGGGCGGAUGGGCUGAGGAGCGUUACAAGACGGGGGAUGUUUAGGACGUUCACGGAGGAUGGAGAGGAGAGGUAUGAAUAUGGACCACACUAUGAAGGCCUCAUCGGCGUCGGCGGCUUCACGCCCCUCCCGGCAUCACUCAAGACACACCUCAAACCAGGCACAAUGUCCCUUUUAUUCAGCGGCAACGGCUUCUUCGGAUACUUUCCCAGCUCUUCAUCCUCCGAACACCCAACCUCAACAUCCCCAUACACUAUAACACCCCCCGGAGAAACCCUAAGCUGGUGGUCCACCUACGCCUGGCCAUCCCCACCCCCAACGCCCUCCGACAUCUCCCUGCCAACAAUAACCGCCGACCUGAAAUCCCGGCACGCGAAUUGGACCGACCCGAUCAUCCAAUCCAUUCUCGCAACUCUCACAGUCGAAAACAUCUAUCCGACAUGGACGUCUCCUGUCCUGGAAACGUGGGAGAAACACGGCGUGAUACUGGUCGGUGACGCGGCGCAUGCGUUACCUUCGACGAGCGCACAGGGUGCGUCACAGGGUAUGGAGGAUGGGGAGGCGUUGGGAAUGUUUUUAGUGCAUUCCAUCACCCAGGGAAGGGAGGAAAGAGAGGAUGCUGAAGAGAUAGAGGAAGCGGAAGAAGACAUCCUACGAACAAAGAGAACCAUCACUCGAGCUGCGAAACGGUAUAUUGAGAUCAGAAAACCACACGUGGAGGUGAUCUUGAACGAGGCGAAACGAAUGCAGAAUAAUAAGCGCGAUGUAGGCUGGGUCGGGGAGAUGGUGAUGUACGCUGUUCUUUGGAUUAUGGGCUUCUUCCCCAGCAUUCUCUCGCGCAAAAGCAGGUCUAUUAUCAACUAUAAUGUGGCGGACGAGGCAAAGAAGGUUAUGAGCAAAAGACAGCAGAGCUAA